AUGUGGAUUGUUUGUCGGAUGGAGUUCACAAUCUGGAAGGUUGUUGAGCUGUCAAGUCCAGUUGAUAUCUCAUCCAUGAAAAGGGCUCGUCCUGGUGUGACAAGCAUCUCAGCUGCACAACCAUGUCAGAGAAUGGCAUCUGGUAGGUUUCUUACUCAUAGGCUAUAUUUACCUGUAGUUACUCUCUUUUUUUGCCCUCCUGAUAUGCCUCUCAACAUAUUAUUGCCUACCAGUGUAUCGGCACAGAUAUCCAACCCCAAGACCUUCCAUAAUUAA
Molecule: messenger RNA, 276 nt
Organism: Triticum turgidum subsp. durum (durum wheat)
Lineage: Eukaryota; Viridiplantae; Streptophyta; Magnoliopsida; Poales; Poaceae
Source: the annotation of a GenBank genome assembly